This is a messenger RNA of Pseudomyrmex gracilis, 1339 nucleotides long. RefSeq names its product acetyl-CoA acetyltransferase, cytosolic (gene Acat2). NCBI's taxonomy places the organism in Eukaryota, Metazoa, Arthropoda, Insecta, Hymenoptera, Formicidae. Gene Ontology annotation, molecular function: acetyl-CoA C-acetyltransferase activity. The transcript has 8 exons. Gene Ontology annotation, biological process: fatty acid beta-oxidation. Bases 98 to 1276 code for a protein of 392 amino acids. The record is from RefSeq and is a predicted model, not a curated record.
GCUGAGAGCUGCCACUGCCAGUUCAGUAGUGUCAGUACGAUAGCGACAGUUUUCCAUUGUUGAUCCGCACAUCUAGAUCUGUUAAUACCUGCUAAAGAUGAGCGAACGUAGUGUGGUAAUAGUCUCUGCUGUUAGGACCCCGAUAGGGUCAUUUUGUGGUUCUUUAUCUUCAUUAAAAGCCUCGGAGCUGGGUAGUAUUGCAAUCAAGGAAAGUCUGUCAAGAAUUGGGCUAAAUGGAAGUGAAAUUUCUGAAGUGAUCAUGGGACAGAUACUCACUGCUGGAAUGGGUCAAAAUCCAGCUAGGCAAGCAGCUAUAAAUGCAGGAAUACCUAUUCAUGUACCUGCACAUCAAAUAAAUAUGCUGUGUGGUUCUGGCGUGAAGUCUGUAGCAACUGGAUUUUUUUCCAUAAAAUUAGGAGAGAGUGAUAUAGUUGUGGCUGGUGGUCAAGAAAGCAUGAGUAGAUCUAAACAUACUAUUUAUAUGAGAAGCGGUACAAAAAUGGGCGAAUGUAGUUUAGUUGAUUCAAUGUUAGAGGAUGGUUUAACAGAUGCUUUCCAUAACAUUCACAUGGCAAUCACAGCUGAGAAUCUCGCUAAAAAAUAUGCAAUAAGUAGAGAAGCACAGGAUAAAUACGCGUGCAAAUCUCAGCAGAGAGCAGAGACCGCUAUCACUGCUGGACAUUUUGACAAAGAAAUUGUCCCAGUAACUGUUACAAGCAAAACAGGAUCCACUGUCGUAUCCAAGGAUGAAUUUCCAAAAUUUGGAAUGACUGUGGAGAAACUCGCAAAACUAAAACCAGUGUUUGAUCUGAAAUAUAUUACUGCCGGUAAUGCCUCUGGUAUAAGUGACGGUGCAGCUGCUGUAGUUCUUAUGUCACAAGAAACCGCUGCUAAAAAAGGAAUUUCACCAUUAGCCACUAUUGUUGCGGUUGCACAAACGGGAUGUGAACCUCAUAUAAUGGGCAUCGGUCCUGUUGAAGCUGUGAAAUUAGUUUUGAAAAAAGCCAACUGGACAAAAGAAGAGGUAGAUUUUUACGAAUUAAAUGAGGCCUUCGCAGCGCAAUCAAUUGCGUGUAUUCAAGAACUUGGGUUAGAUCCUGAGAAAGUUAACGUAAACGGUGGUGCCAUUGCUCUGGGUCAUCCGCUCGGAAUGUCUGGAACAAGAGUACUGAUCACACUGUUGUACACUUUAGAAAGAACUGGAAAGAAAAAAGGUGUUGCGUCUUUAUGCAUCGGAGGAGGAAUGGGCAUUGCUAUUGCUAUUGAAAGAAAAUAACAAAUAUUUUAUCCUUAUAUACACAUAAUAUACAUACAUGUGUGUGUGCAGUGUAUAUAUGUA